AUGGCUUCCGAUGCCAACAAUCAGGGCCCCCGCCACGCAGUCGGAGCUGCUUACAUGGCUGCCCAAGGAGCUCAUGACGUUGCCGGACCUCGUGGCAUUCACUACCCAGCUUCCCAUCAUGACACCCUUGGCGGUCUUGUCAGUUCUUUCGGCGCUCUCGGCCUGGCUAAUAAUAACGUUCCUCAGGGCGCUGCGCCUGUUGCCAUUCCUCCCAGCGGCUACAUGCCCACUGACGCUUCGGUUGUCUACUCUGGCUAUGGAGCUCACAUUCAGGCUCCUUACAACAUGGGAAUGGCCCAAGUCUCCGACUCUAUCUACGGCCCUGGUGUCUCUGCCAGUCACUACAUGCAUCAGAGUGGCGUUCCUGGCGGCUAUGGCACCUACAUGGUCCCUUACACUCCUGGUCGAGCAGCCUCCUAUGGUGACCGGAUCGAGCGCGGACUUCGUGACCUGCCUGGACUGGACAACCGCAGAGGAUCCUACUCCACCACUGCGACCGAGUCUACCCCGGGUACUCCUUUCUUUGGAGGCAUGGGAGACCGACACUCUGCUCCCCGGGUCAUUUCUGCCGACCGCUCGAGCUACACCACUCCGUCCCCCCAGCAGCUUGCCGUGUCUGGAACCCUUGGUCCUGUCAACUCCAAGGGAAAGCGAGUUGCAGAGGCUGAGCUCCGUGCUCUUGUCGACCAGGAGCCCGUUAUCCUCCCUGCUGUGCCCGCUGUCUUCACUACCCCAGAGCAGCGCAAGACCUUGGACCAGUGUUUGGAAAACCGCAUCGAGGGCAACAAGAAUGUUUACAUCCGUGGCCUGCACCCAACCACCGAUGAUGAGCUUCUGCUGAAGUAUGCCUCCCGUUUCGGUGAGGUUGAGCAGAGCAAGGCAAUCAUUGACACUACUACCGGAGCCUGCAAGGGUUUCGGCUUUGCCAAGUUCAAGAAUGUCCGUGACUCCGAAAAGUGCAUCCAGGCCUUCUAUCUUCUUGGCUACGAAGUUGGCUUUGCAAGGGAGAGCUUUAACGCUCGCCUCAAGGCUGAGGGAGACGAUGAAUCAACCAACCUGUACAUCUCGAACUUGCCAAAGUCUGUCACAGAGGCGCAACUUGUCGCAAUCUUCGAUCCCUACCAGAUCAUUUCUAGCAAGAUUCUUCGCGACAGUAUGGGCAACAGCCGCGGCGUUGGAUUUGCCCGUUUUGAGAGUCGCGAAGUUUGUGAGGAGGUCAUCAAGCGCUACCAUGGCCAGGCCAUUGGCGAUGAGUGCUUCCUGAUGCAGGUUCGCUACGCUGAUACGCCUUCUCAGAAGGAGCUGAAGCGCGUCACCGCCGAGCGUCGCCAGUACCGCACCAACGAGUACAACAUCGGCGCAUACGGAACCAUGGCUGUCGGCAUCAACCCUUCUAUUUACAACACGCAGCCCAGCUGGGGUCGCACUCCCCGCUUUGCCAGUGCUCCUGGAGCUCCCCAUCGUCCUGUUCUCACUGCCAAGAGCGGAAACACGAACAUGGCGAAGGGUCGAAUUCAUCAACAGAGCGCAGUCGCGUCUUCUUCGGAUGAUGGAUCUGCCGAUGAGGGUGUGACGAUUGUUGACUCGCCUACCAACCACAAGUCGCAGUCAUCUCCCAUCAUCAAGAAGGAAGCUGUCUAG
Diaporthe amygdali is the source of this 1641-nucleotide messenger RNA. RefSeq names its product sporulation-specific protein. The coding region runs from base 1 to 1641 and encodes 546 amino acids. The transcript is spliced from 6 exons. Gene Ontology annotation, cellular component: nucleus; cytosol; ribonucleoprotein complex. NCBI's taxonomy places the organism in Eukaryota, Fungi, Ascomycota, Sordariomycetes, Diaporthales, Diaporthaceae. Gene Ontology annotation, molecular function: mRNA 3'-UTR binding; poly(A) binding; poly(U) RNA binding. The record is from RefSeq and is a predicted model, not a curated record.